CCGGCAUUCAGGUACAAAAUGUUGUAUCAAGCAUUUAUUCUCGCUAUCAUUCUAUUCUCCAAACAACAAAUGGUUCAUGUCAGUUUUAUAUUCAAAUUGACAAUUCUCUGCUUCAUCUAUAGACAAUCAAAAUUGAAUUUAUUUCCAGGCUAUCGAUGGGAAGAAUGUGAAUUUUCUCCUUUGAGCUGUUUGUUGAGGCGUCGAAAAUAG
Messenger RNA from Thelazia callipaeda (thelaziosis nematode), 210 nucleotides. The record is from the annotation of a GenBank genome assembly. Lineage: Eukaryota; Metazoa; Nematoda; Chromadorea; Rhabditida; Thelaziidae.